AUGAAUCAUAAUAUCGUUACGUCAUUGUCUGAUGACUCUAUAUUCUCAAUUACGUCAUUUAUUAACGUUAACGACUUUCAUGCGGAUAUAAUAACUCGUUUCACAUCCUUAUUAAAGUCCAGAGUUAGACCUCUUGUUCAGGAUCCUGAUGAGCGCCUCUUGAAAAUUAUCAUGCGAAUUUGUAAUAGUGAUAACGAAUCGACUUUAAAUGUUUCAAAUAGUUAUUGUGAAGAAAUUUUAUGCUUUAUACUCGGCCUUUUGCAGCAAGUGAAGAAAGUUAAAUAUCAUGAAAUAGAAACAUUUCAACUUUCGUUAUUCCGGUUCGCAAAAUUUUGGACGACCAUAUUUAAAGCAAGAGGUGAUAUUCAAGAACUGCGUUCUCAUACAUAUUUUAAAGAAGCAUACGAAAUAGUGAUUCGUACAGCUAUGGAUAUUAAAAAUAAUGAUAUAACAAUAAAAUUACUUCAAAAAAUAUUUAUUUGCUUUAGUAACAACCAAAUCCUUAAGGAUUAUAUUAAUUCCGCCGUAGGAAAUGAUUCAGAAGAAUUAAUUACAGACGAAGUUCUAGAAAAAAGUUACAAUCAAUGUAAUUCAUACAUUUCAACUUUAGAGCGUCUCCAAAAAUUUUAUGAAAAAUUCUGUCCUUCUCAGUUAGUAACAGACGUGCAAUUGCAUUUUGACGACUUAACAAAAAGAUCAAUCAGUACAACACUGAAAGACUCAUAUGUCCAAGAUCACUGGUCAAUGCAUUCCGUAACGAUUGAAAUUAUGAAGGAUUACUAUUCAUUUAUUGACUCACGAACCUUUUACAACAUCUUUCAAGCUGAAUUGACGGAAGAAUUGACGGUUAAACAAGUAAUGAAUAAUAUUUUUAAAAAGGCAGUUGAAAAUUAUCAGAUUAAAUGUAAAGACUAUGAUGAAAAGAAAGAAAUUAGAUGUGCCGCUGCAAUUGAAUUUUGGAAAAAUGUAGAUACAGAACAUGUUGAAAGAGAAAUUAAUUUUAUGAUUCCUUACUUUGACAAAUUAAAGUCAAAUAAUAACCCUGGUCAUAACGCAUCAGGAUCAAGAAUUCAUAAUGUUCAAAGAUUAGUUAGCUCUGUGAAACUUUUAGUUAAUAUCUCAUCAACAUUGGAAAGAUUACGUCAACUUACGAUUGUGAUCAAAGAUUUGGGUAUUAUUCUGUGUGAUCAAGAUUUUUGG
Messenger RNA from Racocetra persica, 1200 nucleotides. The record is from the annotation of a GenBank genome assembly. Lineage: Eukaryota; Fungi; Glomeromycota; Glomeromycetes; Diversisporales; Gigasporaceae.